Messenger RNA from Nyctereutes procyonoides (raccoon dog), 2875 nucleotides. RefSeq names its product beta-galactosidase-1-like protein 2. The record is from RefSeq and is a predicted model, not a curated record. Bases 40 to 1950 code for a protein of 636 amino acids. Gene Ontology annotation, cellular component: vacuole. Lineage: Eukaryota; Metazoa; Chordata; Mammalia; Carnivora; Canidae. The transcript is spliced from 19 exons. Gene Ontology annotation, molecular function: beta-galactosidase activity. Gene Ontology annotation, biological process: carbohydrate metabolic process.
GGCUCCAGAGGCUGCCGCGGGGUGUGCGCGCCGCCAGCGAUGGGCAAGUGGAGCCUGGCGCGGAAGCCCGGCCGCACGCUCGGGGUCCUGCUGCUGCUGCUCCUGGGCUUGCUGGUGCUCCGCAGGUUGGACUGGUAUCGUCUGGUCCCUGUGUGGCUGAGAAACCGGCAGUUGGGGCUGCAGGCCAACGGCCCGCGCUUCACACUGGAGGACUCCACCUUCUGGAUCUUGGGGGGCUCCGUGCACUACUUCCGGGUGCCCCGGGAAUACUGGAGGGACCGCUUGCUGAAGCUGAAGGCCUGUGGCCUGAACACCCUCACCACUUACGUUCCAUGGAACCUGCACGAGCCAGAAAGAGGCAAAUUCGACUUCUCCGGGAACCUGGACAUGGAGGCCUUCGUGCUGCUGGCUGCGGAGAUGGGGCUGUGGGUGAUCCUGCGUCCAGGCCCCUACAUCUGCAGCGAGAUCGACCUCGGGGGCUUGCCCAGCUGGUUACUCCAAGACUCUGGCAUGAGGCUGAGAACGACUUACAAGGGCUUCACCGAAGCAGUGGACCUUUAUUUUGAUCACCUGAUGGCCCGGGUGGUGCCACUCCAGUACAAGCAUGGAGGCCCCAUCAUUGCUGUGCAGGUGGAGAAUGAAUAUGGUUCCUAUAACAAAGACCCUGCCUAUAUGCCUUACAUCAAGAAGGCCUUGGAGGACCGAGGUAUAGUGGAAUUGCUCUUGACUUCAGACAACAAGGAUGGCCUGCAAAAGGGCGUCCUGGAUGGAGCGCUGGCCACCAUCAACCUGCAGUCCCAGCACGAGCUGCAGCUACUGACCAACUUUCUCGUAAGCGUCCAGAGGGUUCAGCCCAGGAUGGUGAUGGAGUACUGGACGGGGUGGUUUGACUCAUGGGGAGGCCCGCACAACAUCCUGGAUUCAUCUGAGGUUCUGAAGACCGUGUCCGCCAUCCUGGACGCUGGCUCCUCCAUCAACCUCUACAUGUUCCACGGGGGAACCAACUUCGGCUUCAUCAAUGGAGCCAUGCACUUCCACGAGUAUAAGUCUGACGUCACCAGCUACGACUACGACGCGGUGCUGACCGAGGCCGGGGACUACACCGCCAAGUACUUCAAGCUCCGGGACUUCUUUGGCUCCCUCUCAGGUGUCCCUCUUCCUCCCCAACCCAGCCUCCUCCCCAAGAUCGCCUAUGAGCCCGUGAGACCGAAUCUGUACCUGUCCCUGUGGGACGCCCUGCAGCACAUGGAGGAGCCCUUCAGUUCCGAGAAGCCGGUCAACAUGGAGAAUCUGCCAGUGAACGACGGGAACGGGCAGUCCUUUGGGUACACGCUGUACGAGACCACCAUCGCCUCGUCGGGUGUCCUCAGUGGUCUUGUGCGUGACCGGGGCCAGGUGUUUGUGAACACAGUGUCUGUAGGAUUCUUGGACUAUGAAAGGAAGAAGAUCGUUAUUCCCUUGGUCCAGGGUUACACCAGGCUGAGGAUCUUGGUGGAGAAUCGCGGGCGAGUCAACUACGGGGACAACAUUGAUGACCAGCGCAAAGGUUUGAUCGGAAACAUCUAUCUCAAUGAUGCUCCCCUGAAAAAAUUCAGGAUCUACAGCUUGGAUAUGAGAAAGAGCUUCUUUCAGAGGUUCAGUGUCGACAAGUGGAGCCCUAUCCCAGAAGCACCCACGUUCCCGGCUUUCUUCCUGGGUGCCCUGUCCAUCUCCCUUUCCCCCUUCGACACCUUCAUGAAGCUGGAGGGCUGGGAGAAGGGGGUCGUCUUCAUCAACGGCCAGAACCUUGGACGCUACUGGAACAUCGGACCCCAAGAGACCCUGUACCUCCCAGGUGCCUGGUUGGACCAAGGCAUCAACCAGGUCAUUGUUUUUGAGGAGAGGAUGGCAGGCCCUGCAAUACAGUUCACCGAGACGCCCCACCUGGGCAGGAGCCAGUACCUGGACUGAGUGGCGCUGGGGACCCACCCGGAGGGCACGCUGCCCCCAUCCACGGCCUGCCACUCUGCUCCUGUGCACCCCCCGCAUGCCCCCUGCACACCCCAUGCAGUGGAGCUUCCUCCAGCAGCACCUGCAGGGGCCAGGGGCCGCAGCUGGGCCCACUGGUUCCCGUCAAGACCCUGGGCCUAGAGGGAUGGGCAGGACGGAGGGACCCCUUGUUACCUAAGGCUCUGCGGCUGGCCUUUUCCUAUUUCUCUUUGGGGGAGGACGGAGGGGUGCAGCCCUGGGGGCAGGAACGUCUCCGAUGUCCCCGGGAUGACGCCUGGGGCCCUCCGUCGGGCGGGACCUCCAGACCCAGUGGCUCCUGUGCUCUCACCUGUGCUCCCCCAUGCUCUCCUGGCCCGUUUCCAUCUGAAGGCAGAGGAGAGGGGCUGGGGAAGGGCGCGGGUGCUCCCCUGAGCCACACUGCUGCUCAGCCUGCCCCAGGCCACCUCUGGGAUCCGGGAGGAAACUGCGCAGAGAAAACACACACGUUCUCUCCCCUCAUUUCUGCUCCAACUGCAUCUGACGAGAGGACAAGCAGGCUCAGCAGAAACAGAAAUACCCCGGGUUAGCGAGGAUUUCCGGUUUUACUCUGAGCAGAAGCGGCCGUGGAGGAUGGAGCGCGGACCCCGUAGGAAGCUCCGCCGGCUGGGAGGCCGCCCCGGGGACGGCAGGCAGCCUCGGGUGUCGCUGUAGCCACGGGGCCCCCAGGCCUAGCCCACGCCUUGCCUCCGGCUCGGGGUCCCCCCCUUAGGCUCCUGGGGCUAAGCGGUGGGCGGAGAGGCCUUCGCGGUCGUCUGUCCCAAUUCCAGGUGCUCCUUCUAGGGACUGAGCCCCCGGCAGCUCGGGCUCACCAUCCUGACUUGCAGUAAAGCAGCAGAGUUGAAUCAGA